Molecule: messenger RNA, 1677 nt
Organism: Gadus chalcogrammus (walleye pollock)
Lineage: Eukaryota; Metazoa; Chordata; Actinopteri; Gadiformes; Gadidae
Gene: slc1a8b
Product: solute carrier family 1 member 8b
Exons: 11
Coding region: 1-1677 (558 amino acids)
Biological process (GO): L-glutamate transmembrane transport
Cellular component (GO): plasma membrane
Molecular function (GO): L-glutamate transmembrane transporter activity; glutamate:sodium symporter activity; neutral L-amino acid transmembrane transporter activity
Source: RefSeq, a predicted model, not a curated record
AUGGAGAUGUUACGUAGGAUGUUUAGGAACAUGGUGUCGGUAAAAGUCCGGGAGUAUGUGAAGGACUACUGCCGGCGGAACGGCCUCUUGACGCUGUCUGUGUUCGCCGUGGUGACGGGCUGCGUGCUGGGCUUCCUCCUGCGGUCAUUCAACCUCUCCACGCAGGCCAAGAUCUACUUCUCCUUCCCCGGAGAGCUGCUGAUGAGGAUGCUGAAGAUGUUGAUCUUGCCCCUCAUCACCUCCAGCCUCAUGUCCGGCCUGUCUGCCAUGGACACCAAGGCCAGCGGCCGGCUGGGGGUCCUGACCAUCACCUACUACCUCUGGACUACCUUCAUUGCCGUCAUCGUUGGUAUCGUCCUGGUGCUCAUCAUCCACCCGGGAACCGGCUCGGAGAAGGAAUCCGGUCACCAUGGCGGCUCCGGCCCCGUCAUGACCUCGGCGGACGCCCUGCUCGACCUCAUCAGGAAUAUGAUCCCAUCCAAUUUGAUCGAAGCAACCUUUCAACAGUAUCGGACGGAUCUGAUCCCCAUCGUGCAGACCGACAGCGGGAAGGAGUCCCAGGCCAACUACGUGUAUGUGAUGCCCGACUACCACAACCCCCAGCUGGGCCACCCCGUGUUCCUGGAGAUCACCCCAGCGCCCAACAUCAAGUACAAGAUCAUCCCCGGCAACAGCAAGGGCAUGAACGUGCUGGGGAUCGUCAUCUUCUCCGCCACCAUGGGCCUCCUGCUGGGCAAGAUGGGCGAGCGAGGCGCGCCGCUGGUCAACGUGUGCCAGUGCAUCAACGAGUGCGUCAUGAAGAUCAUCAACGCGGCCAUGUGGUACUUCCCGUUCGGGAUCGUAUUCCUGGUGGCGGGGAAGAUCCUGGACAUGCACGACCCGGCCCACCUUGGGGAGAAGCUGGGCAUGUACUUCAUCACCGUGCUGGCGGGCCUCUUCGUCCACGGCCUCAUCCUCCUCCCGCUCUUCUUCUACGUCCUCACGGGGAAGAACCCCUUCGCCUACAUCAGGGGGCUGCUGCAGGCGCUGGUCAUCGCCCUGGCAACCUCGUCCAGCUCUGCGACCCUCCCCAUCACCAUGAAGUGCCUGCUGGAGAACUGUGGCGUGGACCGGCAGAUCGCCCGCUUUGUGCUGCCCGUGGGCGCCACCAUCAACAUGGACGGCACGGCGCUGUACGAGGCCGUGGCCGCCAUCUUCAUCGCCCAGGUCAACGAGUACGAGCUGGACUUCGGCCAGCUGGUCACCAUCAGUAUCACGGCGACCGCUGCAAGCAUCGGCGCGGCCGGGAUUCCCCAGGCCGGCCUGGUUACCAUGGUGAUCGUGCUGACCUCGGUGGGGCUGCCCCCCGCUGACAUCACGCUGAUCGUGGCCAUCGACUGGGUCCUCGACCGCUUCCGCACCAUGAUCAACGUGCUGGGCGACGCCCUGGCGGCGGGCAUCAUGGCCCACCUGUGCAAGAAGGACUUUGAGAAGGCCGCCGUCGCCGCCGCCGCCGCCGCCACCGCCAACACCACAGUGGGACCCAACCGGAGGGACACGGCCAUCUCCUUCGGGAACCAGAGUGUCACGAUGUCGGAGGCCCCGCUGAUGUCGCACCGCUGCGACUACGUGUACGAGGUGGACCGCGACCAGGUGAUGGAGAGGCCCCUAGCCUGCUACAACCUCUGCCAGGUCUGA